Manis pentadactyla (Chinese pangolin) is the source of this 2850-nucleotide messenger RNA. It is a transcript of the gene TFAP2C, whose product is annotated as transcription factor AP-2 gamma. The transcript has 7 exons. The record is from RefSeq and is a predicted model, not a curated record. Lineage: Eukaryota; Metazoa; Chordata; Mammalia; Pholidota; Manidae. Gene Ontology annotation, molecular function: DNA-binding transcription factor activity, RNA polymerase II-specific; RNA polymerase II transcription regulatory region sequence-specific DNA binding. Gene Ontology annotation, cellular component: nucleus. The coding region runs from base 248 to 1600 and encodes 450 amino acids. Gene Ontology annotation, biological process: regulation of cell population proliferation; anatomical structure development; regulation of transcription by RNA polymerase II.
CCCGGCUAUCGCUGGGACUCACGGCGCGGGCGCGGCUACCCAGGUUUCCGGCAGCGGCUUCAACACUCGCCGCAGCAGCAUCUACGCUCGCGGAGCCGCUGAUGCGCGUCCAGUGAUCCGAACAGCGAGGCCCGCGCCCGGCGGCUGCAGACUCCUGGCCACCGUGACCCCGAUUUUGGAUUUACCGCUCGGGGGGUGGGGGGAACCUGGAUUUAACUGGCGAUUGUUUUGGGGGACGUCCGACGCCAUGUUGUGGAAAAUAACCGAUAAUGUCAAGUAUGAAGAGGACUGCGAGGACCGUCACGACGCCAGCAGCAAUGGGAACCCACGCCUCCCCCACCUCUCCUCGGCGGGGCAGCACCUCUACAGCCCCGCGCCGCCGCUCUCGCACACUGGAGUCGCCGAAUACCAGCCACCCCCCUACUUCCCGCCUCCCUACCAGCAGCUGGCUUACUCGCAGUCCGCCGACCCCUACUCGCAUCUGGGAGAAGCGUACGCCGCUGCCAUCAACCCCCUGCACCAGCCGGCGCCCACCGUCGGCCAGCAGCAGGCCUGGCCGGGCCGCCAAGGCCAGGAGGGCGCCGGCCUGCCCGCACACCACGGGCGCCCGGCCGGCCUGCUACCCCACCUCUCCGGGCUGGAUGGUGGCUCCGUGAGCGCCCGCAGGGAUGCCUACCGUCGCUCCGACCUGCUUCUGCCCCACGCGCACGCUCUGGACGCCGCGGGCCUGGCCGAAAACCUGGGGCUCCACGAUAUGGCGCACCAGAUGGAGGAGGUGCAGAACGUCGACGACCAGCACUUGCUUCUGCACGAUCAGACUGUCAUUCGCAAAGGUCCCAUUUCAAUGACCAAGAAUCCAUUGAGUCUCCCUUGUCAGAAGGAGCUGGUGGGUGCCGUGAUGAACCCCAGCGAAGUGUUCUGCUCCGUCCCUGGAAGAUUGUCUCUCCUCAGCUCCACAUCUAAAUACAAAGUGACAGUUGCUGAAGUCCAGAGGCGACUGUCCCCGCCUGAAUGCUUAAAUGCUUCCUUACUGGGAGGUGUUCUCAGAAGAGCCAAAUCUAAAAAUGGAGGCCGGUCCUUGCGGGAGAAGUUGGACAAGAUUGGGUUGAAUCUUCCAGCCGGGAGACGGAAAGCUGCUCAUGUGACCCUCCUGACUUCCCUGGUAGAAGGUGAGGCUGUUCAUCUGGCGCGGGACUUUGCCUAUGUUUGUGAGGCAGAAUUUCCUAGUAAACCGGUGGCUGAAUAUUUAACCAGACCUCACCUGGGAGGACGGAAUGAGAUAGCAACUAGGAAGAACAUGCUGCUGGCUGCACAGCAAGUUUGUAAAGAAUUCACAGACCUUCUCAAUCAAGACCGAACCCCCAACGGGAACAACCGGCCCACCCCAGUCUUGGAGACGAACAUACAGAACUGCUUGUCCCAUUUCAGCCUGAUUACACACGGCUUCGGCAGCCAGGCCAUCUGUGCCGCCGUGUCCGCUGUGCAGAACUACAUAAAAGAAGCCCUGAUAGUCAUAGACAAAUCCUAUAUGAAUCCUGGAGACCAAAGUCCGGCUGAUUCUAGCAAAACCCUGGAGAAAAUGGAGAAGCACAGGAAAUAAAACCGGGGGCGGAUAAGGGCUGAAGAAGUCUUGAAGGAAAAGCUUCCAAAAUCGUUCUCAACCCAGACAGACAGGAAACCCCUCUUGUCUGAGGGACAGAGUUUGAUACCCACCUUCCCAUUAAAAAAGGCCUCAGUUAAUAUCCGGAUGUUUAUGUGCCCUUCUGGACUCCUUUAGUAUUAUUUCUCUAGCGCUGAAGUGUCUCCCUUAACUCUGGACCAAGUUAUCAGAAGGUGACAAGUACUGGUUCUUUAUUAAGCGUAUAUAUUUUUUUAAUCCCAUUCUUUGUUCUCUGAAAGUGGUGCUACAAGUUUUAGAAUAUUUUAAAUAAAUUCCCUGGGCUAACAAAAAACCCAAUACGUAGUUGUUGAAAUAUCAAAUUGAUGUGAUUCAGAUCAACAGUGUUAAGGCAGUGGCUGGCUUUUAUGUUCACUAAAUAUUUAAACUAUUUAUCUAGCUUCUUCAGAUACCAAAUCCUACGUAUGGUAGGAGGCAGAGAUUCUGCUUAGCAACUAGUUAAUAGGUGGUAUUUGACACCCUUUAAACCCCUUGUUCAAAGGGGGCCUUUGGGUUUUAUGAAACUUGUAGAAACAAAGCCUGCUGACGAUUUUAAGGUUUUUUUUCCUUCCUCUUUUUUUUUUUUUUUUAAAGAAAAACAAUGAGCGUUAACUCUUCAAAUGGGAGACUUUUUGAAAUGACACCUUCCUUUGAGGUACUGAAGCUUUAUAUGUAUAUUUAUUUCACAUCUUGGUUUUGAGUAAACUUGAAGAGGACAGGCAAUGGAGUGUUUUUUUGCUGCCUGUCAUCCCCAAGUCACCUAGGAGGCUCUGUUUUGAGAAACUGCGUUGAGUGUACAGAUUUUAUUUAUGCAUAAUUUAAUGGGGUCUGUAAAUAUGGGUGCGCUUCUUAAGACCUUUUGAGAAAUGGGAUUUGAUUUUAAUAAUAACUUUCAAAGGUGAUGGGGUAAUCUAAAACACAUCUUUAGGUUUUAUUUGUGUGUACACAGGGUAUUAAGAUUUAGGAGGUUGCUGGGCUCUGUUUCUGAUGUGGAUGAUUCUAUUUCACUGAAGCUCUGUUCACAAAGCAAUAACUUUGUGUCUCGUUCCUGUGGGGUGAAUCCAAAGCUGAGUGUGUGGUACGGUGUGUGUGAGUGAAACGGAGGUUUGGAAUUGAGCUCCAUGCCUGUAAACUGUUUGCAAACAAUGGUCGUGUAUAUGAUACCUGUAUAAUAAAACAUACUCUCCGUAGAA